Carassius gibelio (silver crucian carp) is the source of this 3715-nucleotide messenger RNA. RefSeq names its product 3-hydroxy-3-methylglutaryl-CoA synthase 1 (soluble) (gene hmgcs1). NCBI's taxonomy places the organism in Eukaryota, Metazoa, Chordata, Actinopteri, Cypriniformes, Cyprinidae. The transcript is spliced from 10 exons. Gene Ontology annotation, molecular function: hydroxymethylglutaryl-CoA synthase activity. Gene Ontology annotation, biological process: acetyl-CoA metabolic process. The record is from RefSeq and is a predicted model, not a curated record. Bases 154 to 1734 code for a protein of 526 amino acids.
CACUUGGAUGGACGCAGUUUUAAGUACGUAGUAGGCGUCUGUGAAUUGAGUCGCGCGCCUGCGUGAGCGGAAGUGGGUCCGUCCUCAUAUCCUGCUCGACUGCACCAAACAUCUGACCUUAUGAGCUCUCCUGACAGCUACAGCAGCUAACACAUGAUUGUGAGUCCGUUCAGGAUGCCUGGAUCACUUCCUGCUGUUUGUGAGGCCGCGUGGCCCAAGGAUGUGGGCAUCAUCGCCCUGGAGGUGUACUUCCCCUCUCAGUACGUGGAGCAGGCGGAGCUGGAGGAGUUCGAUGGGGUCUCAGCCGGUAAAUACACGGUGGGGCUGGGUCAGGCGCGCAUGGGCUUCUGCUCGGACCGUGAGGACAUCAGCUCUCUGUGUCUGACCGUGGUGCAGCGGCUGAUGGAGCGCAGCGGCCUGUCCUACGACAGCGUGGGCCGGCUGGAGGUGGGCACAGAGACCAUCAUCGACAAGUCCAAGUCCUCCAAGACUGUCCUGAUGCAGCUGUUCCAGGAGUCGGGCAACACUGACGUGGAGGGAGUGGACACCACCAACGCCUGCUACGGAGGAACCGCUGCGCUCUUCAACGCCGUCAACUGGGUGGAGUCCAGCUCCUGGGACGGCCGGUACGCUCUGGUGGUGGCGGGGGACAUUGCUGUGUACGCCUCGGGCAGUGCCAGGCCGACGGGGGGAGCUGGAGCCGUGGCCAUGCUGGUGGGACCCAACGCCCCUCUGGCCUUCGAGAGAGGGCUUCGUGGGACACAUAUGCAGCAUGCGUAUGACUUCUAUAAGCCAGAUAUGGUGUCAGAGUAUCCCGUGGUGGACGGCAAGCUCUCCAUCCAGUGUUACCUCAGCGCUUUAGACCGCUGCUACUCCGUCUACAGGAACAAGAUCCACGGCCAGUGGCAGAGAGAGGGUCUUGACAAGCGUUGCAGUCUGGAAGACUUCGGCUUCAUGGUGUUUCACUCUCCUUACUGUAAACUGGUGCAGAAGUCUCUGGCUCGACUGAUGCUCAACGACUUCCUGUGUCACCCCAGUCCAGACACCGAGAGCGGGCCCUUCAGCGGACUGGACGCUUUCAGAGAUGUGAAGAUCGAGGACACUUAUUUCGACAGAGAUGUGGAGAAGGCCUUUCUGAAGGCCAGCUCAGAAGCGUUCGAGAACAAGACCAAGGCGUCUCUCCUGAUCUCGAACCAGAAUGGUAACAUGUACACCCCGUCGGUGUACGGCUGCUUGGCUUCGGUCCUCGCUCAACACACACCGCAGCAGCUGGCAGGACAGAGAAUCGGUGUGUUCUCCUACGGCUCCGGCUUUGCUGCUACGCUCUACUCCAUCAAAGUCACACAAGACGCUACACCGGGAUCUGCUCUGGAUAAGCUGGUCUCCAGUCUGUGUGACUUACAGGACAGACUGGACUCCAGGAAGAAGGUUUCACCUCAUCUUUUUGCUCAGAACAUGAAGCUCAGAGAAGAAACCCAUCAUUUAGCAAACUACACCCCUCAAGGCCCGGUGGAGGACCUCUUCCCGGGAACAUGGUACCUGACUCGUGUGGACGAGAAGCAUCGCAGACAGUACUCCAGACGCUCGAUGAGCGCUGAGCGACCGCUGGAGGCCGGACUCAUCACUUCCUGCAUCACAGCCGAGCAUAUCCCCAGUCCGCUGAAGAAGAUGCCCCGCAUCCCCGCCGCCACAGCUGGCCCUGAGGCGCUCGUCAUCAGUAACGGGGACCAUUAGGUUUACCUCCGUGAGGUGCACACCAUGGUCUGGAAAACCCCCACGCAGGACUUCUGCAGCCGGAUCACUUCUCAUUGAGUCUGUGAAACUCUUUUUAAUGUCCAGGACAGACUCCGCUCGACCGUCACUGUGCUGAAGAUGGCAGAGGUCUCUCACAAACUGCUGCUCAGUCGUCUAUGCAGAAAUCCUGAAUGCUUUCAUUCGUUCAAGUCCAAAAUAUCUACCUGUUGGCAUUCCACAAGCUCCACGCUGUCUUUUUUUAACCAUCAAACCAACCCCCUCAUUUAAAACAGACGUUUAGGAGAAAACAUGGAUGUCUUGACGAUCCAAACGCUGUCUCUGUCCUCGUCAGCGGACGUCUCUGUCUCUAGUCAGUCUCCUCAUCAUGGCCAUGUCAAGAAAAUGUGCCUGGAUCACAUAUUAAUGAGCCAUAAUUCAAGCAUUACAUUCUCCUGUGUAGUAAUAACUGUUCAGUCGCUGCUAAACCGGCUUCUGUCAGCAUUUAUGUCUUUUGAAACAAGAAUCAUUUAUCUGAUUUUCAUGCUAGCCAAAGUAGAUGUUCAUUUCUAUGAACACAGACGAUUGUACAGAGGAUAAAAACAAUGUGAUGAUAAUUUAGUAACAAUGGGUUAAAGCUAUGAAAUAGUAUAAUAAUCAGUUAAACUGGUAACAUCUUUUGGACAAAAGAGUGUGUUGGUGAUGAGAGUGAGCACGAGCACUAUCUGUUCGUCAGCUGGCCACCUACAAAUAAAAACUGUCAUCAUUUACUCAGCCUUGUUUCACUCCAAACCUGUACACUCUCAGAGGAAAAAGGUACAAAAGCUGUCGCUAGGGCUGUACAUUUGCAAGAGAUAGACCCAGGGUCCAUAUUGGUACCAUAAAGGUAUAUAUAGUACGAAUAAGGGCAUAAUAUAAGAACCCAAAGUGUACAUAUCAUACUUAAAAAGUUUAAUAAAUAAAUUACUAUUAUAUGGAAAGCUUUUGUACCUUUUUUCCUGAGUAUGUGACUGACUAUCUUCUGAGCAGUAAUAAAAGACAAUAUUUAGAAAAAUGUUGGUUAACUGAGCAGUCCUGGUUCCCAUUGACUUUCAAUGAAUGGACAAAAAAAGAAAAAUAAUAAAUGGGGAUUGAAACUGUUUGGUUAUUUUUAAUAUCAUCGUUCAUGAUACACAGAAGUCAGUUCUGCAGGUUUGAACAUGAGUGUGUAAGUGAUGUCAGACUUUUCAUUCUUGGGUGAACUGUGCCUUUAACUCACCCUUUAUCAACUAUUUGUAGAUCACAACUAACUCUAAUAUUCAUCGAUCUGUUGAGAAAUUGCUGAAUCGUUUUUAUUGUCAAAUGUUUGGCCUGUGAUUGUUCCUAACUACAGAGCACUUCUCCGAAAUGAUGCAACUUAUUUAGAGAUUUAUUGAUUUCAGAUGUAUAAUGGGAGAGAAGCAAUAUUAGUAAUACAACGGUAUUGUAAAUGUUAGCACCUUAACACCUUGAUGCUAAAUGGUUUAUGUCAGAUAUACUAGGCUAAAAGCCCCCCCCCCCCCAAAAAAAAGAUAUCUUCAGAAUUAAAUAAUUGUUGAUUGCAUAAACACUGAUAGCAAGAUGGUAUUACCUUUCAGAACACCCUUCAAUCCGUGGGUCCAUGUUAUCAUCUGAAUAACAAGAGCACUGCUUGUCCAUCCACUUUGAGAAGCCUUAUUCUGGCCAUGCACAGAACACAAAUAUUUUCUGAAAACUUUAUGGAGAGAUUUUUCUUUUUCAUUCUGCUGCCAACACAUGUUGACUGUAUAGAGUUGUAACUUGAAGCAGCCAAUGUUUACAUCUCCCUCGGAUCAGUUCAUACCAACAAUUGGUAAGUAAUGUACAGCACUAACUUAUAUUUGUAGAGGGACAACAUCUAUUUGUGAUCAGGUGUAACUUGCAGAAAACAAGCUGUAUGUGGGAAUCUGACGAUAUAUGAACUGAUGAUUAAAUGUUGAUUUGCUGA